Molecule: messenger RNA, 884 nt
Organism: Rubroshorea leprosula
Lineage: Eukaryota; Viridiplantae; Streptophyta; Magnoliopsida; Malvales; Dipterocarpaceae
Source: the annotation of a GenBank genome assembly
CUGCUAUUAUUGAUUUCUUCUAAAUUUAUUUUCUUUACACAAAGGCUGAUAACUUGUUUUCUUUCCCAGAAAAUUUAGGCAAUUUUCUUUUUGGGUUAUCCUUCUUUUUCUCUUUCCUUUGAGAUUUUAAAACCUUCCUCAUGGGCUGCCACUAUUAAUAUCUUCAAAAUUUGUAAUUUUUCUUUGCAAAGGUUGAAACUUUAGCGAUAGCCACACACUGCGUAGCUACUCAAUAUAUAUCUGGGGACUUUGCUCCAUUUUAGUGAAUAUGUGGUGAAUAUGUGGGUCAUUUUUUCAAAAAAAUAAAGUAAAAAAAUUGAUUCUCCGGUGAAGUUACCGAUUGAUUGGCUCUAAUGAUGAAGUAAGAAGAUGGUGAGAGGAAAAAUUGUGAUGAAAAGGAUCGCGAAUGCAGAAAACAGACUAGUGAUCUUCUCCAAGCGUCGUCUGUUCCCUGUGAUGUUGAUGUUGUAGUUAUCAUCCUCUCACAAAAAGGAAGACUUUAUGAGUUCUCAAGCUCCGUGCUUAGAUGGUGGGUUGAGACAAGCAUGUAAUGUUGUGUGUUCUCCUAACAUCACUGGUGUUCUUUUCCACAACCUUGUGCUAAGGAAAUUUGAAGGAAACGUUGAAGUCCUUGCUGAAUUAGCUGAGCUCUUAGUCUUAAAUGUUAGCUGAACUUUGAGUUUAUAUGAUUCUAUAUGUAGACGGCUUGUGGUUGUAAGUUCAAGGGUGGAGUACCCGUUGUACUUCUGGUAAUGAUAUUUUUGAUUCAUCUAAAAAGGUAUGUAAUGUUUGUGAUUCCGCUCUUCAGUAACUAGGGAUGGUCUGGAACUUUUGCAUUUUUGAUUGCUUGCGCACUUGUUAAUUAAUGAAAUUGUUUGCAACUU